CUCUGCCGGGGCUCCCGGGGCCGGAGCCAUGCGCGCCGCCGCGCUGGGGCUGGCGCUCCGGGCACUCUGGGCUCUGGCCCUCUCCUCCCUCUCCAACACGCUGGCAGUGAACAACAGCGGGCGGUGGUGGGGCAUCAUCAACGUGGCCUCGUCCACCAACCUGCUGACCGACUCCAAGAACGUGCAGCUGGUGCUGGACCCCAGCCUGCAGCUGCUGAGCCGAAAGCAGCGCAAGCUGAUCCGGCAGAACCCCGGCAUCCUGCACAGCGUCAGCUCCGGCCUCCAGACCGCCAUCAAGGAGUGCAAGUGGCAGUUCCGCAACCGCCGCUGGAACUGCCCCACCUCGCAGGGCCCCAACAUCUUCGGCAAAAUCGUCAACAGGGGCUGCCGGGAGACAGCGUUCAUCUUUGCCAUCACCAGCGCUGGCGUCACACACUCGGUGGCCCGGUCGUGCUCGGAGGGGUCCAUCGAGUCCUGCACCUGUGACUACCGGCGCCGUGGGCCCGGGGGUCCCGACUGGCACUGGGGGGGCUGCAGUGACAACAUCGACUUUGGCCGCCUCUUCGGGAGGGAGUUUGUGGACUCCAGCGAGAAGGGCCGGGACCUGCGUUUCCUCAUGAACCUGCACAACAACGAGGCCGGGCGCAUGACUGUCUUCUCGGAGAUGCGCCAGGAGUGCAAGUGCCACGGCAUGUCGGGCUCCUGCACCGUCCGCACCUGCUGGAUGCGGCUGCCCACCUUCCGUGCCGUGGGUGAUGUCCUGAAGGAUCGCUUCGACGGCGCUUCCCGCGUCAUCUACGGCAACAAGGGCAGCAACCGCGCGUCGCGGGUGGAGCUGCAUCACCUGGAGCCCGAGAACCCGGCCCACAAACCCCCCUCGCCCCACGACCUCGUGUACUUCGAGAAAUCGCCCAAUUUCUGCACCUACAGCGGGAAGAUGGGCACGGCGGGCACGGCUGGCAGGUUCUGCAACAGCUCCUCGCCAGGGCUGGACGGGUGCGAGCUGCUGUGCUGCGGGCGCGGGUACCGCACGCGCACCCAGCGCGUCACCGAGCGCUGCAACUGCACCUUCCACUGGUGCUGCCACGUCAGCUGCCUCAACUGCACCAACACCCAGGUGCUGCACGAGUGCCUGUGAGCUGCCCGGCCCGGCCCCGGAGGGGGUCAGCGCCACCCACCCCCCAUGACGGGUGCCCGGCUGGAUUGAAGGCACCUAUGGGUGCGGGGUGUGGAUGUGUCCUAGGGACCCCCGUCCUGCCAUGGGUGGGCUCAGUGUCAAGCACCUUGCCGGCCACUCCCCGGCUCCACGGGGUCACUUCUUGCUGUAAAUAAAAUAUUUAUUGUGGACGGUUUGGUGCUGCCGCCCCCCCCACCCUGCUUCGCUGGCCCCAGGCCCUGUUUUUUAUAAUGAAAGAUAAUAAUAAUUAAUAAUGAUGAUGCUUUGUUACAGGUGUCAUUGAUAGCCUUUAGAGAAGAAUAAAGAAUAUAUUUUUAUCA
This is a messenger RNA of Zonotrichia leucophrys gambelii, 1497 nucleotides long. It is a transcript of the gene WNT1, whose product is annotated as Wnt family member 1. Gene Ontology annotation, biological process: multicellular organism development; neuron differentiation; canonical Wnt signaling pathway. The transcript has 4 exons. Lineage: Eukaryota; Metazoa; Chordata; Aves; Passeriformes; Passerellidae. The record is from RefSeq and is a predicted model, not a curated record. Gene Ontology annotation, molecular function: frizzled binding; cytokine activity. Gene Ontology annotation, cellular component: extracellular region. Bases 29 to 1138 code for a protein of 369 amino acids.